UUUGCUUUCCAUUUGAAACUUGCAUUGUUAACUAGUGCAUUGUUAAAUGUGUGAGUGCAUGAGUUUGAUAAAUUCAUCUUCUAAAACACAUUAUUUAUUUUAUUACACUUUUUAAAGUACUUAUUUAAAUGAGAUUUUUUUAACAAGUACAAUGGACUAAAUUUGUGAAAACUGAGAAAAAAAAUACAGUGUUUAACAUGUUUUUUUUUAAGCUGAGAUUUAUUUUGAUUAUAUUUUGUUAAACUCUACAAAAGCUGAGGAAGUUGAACAGCAGGUAAGUUAAAUGUAGUAUGGUUGCCUUAGAAAAGUUCUUUUCUGUAUGUCCACAUCCAUCAUCAGGUACUGUGUAGAGCCUUCAGUACCUGUAAUUAAAUACAAAAAUAUGGAAGAGCUUUCUUAUUUCUGUCAUGUGCAAUUCAAAUCCAGCCACUGAGGUCUUUUAAAAAGACUGACUAUUAGGAAAGGGAGACACUAGUGACUUUAUGAAGGAGGAAGUCGUUUGCCUAAUGAAGAUCAGGUCACACCACAUAAAGCUUUUCCAACUCUGCUUACGGAUGCUGCUGCUUGCUUUUAGACAGUUCCCUGAAACCACUUUACAAAAUGCCUGCUCUGCUGAGGUAGUGCCCUCUAACUCAUUUGCCUUCCAAGGAGCCUUUUCUUUUGCUGUAUAUAACUAGGCUUCUAGUUCUGGCCUUGGAUUGUGGUAGGAGGCCCAGACAUUGUUAAUGUAACAUGAGAAGGUUAAGAUGGAUCAGAGAAGAGGUCAAGAGUGCAGAAGUGAAUGGUUAUUUUGUUGAGAAGAAAAUGCUGUUAAAAUAGUAGACAGUACAUUUCUAAAUAUGUAAAUAUAACUUUCCUUUACUUCUUUGGUUACUUAAAUUUUGUUUUCAUGCAUUCUACUACAGAACAUUUUAUUAGUUUGUUUAGUAUCUUGAGCAGCUUGCACAGUAUCUGUGCAAUGGAAAUGAAAUUGUAUGUGCUGUAUACUUCUUACCCUAAAUGACAAAUACAGGAUUUCCUGUUUGAUUUAAUGCUAUAUUAUUUUUCUUUUCCUAAGGCUGCAGCACUUUGAUAAUAUUUUUGAUUAUACAUAUAUUUGAUAAAUGUUAGUAACCUGUCUCUGCUUCCAGUACAUGGCUUCAGUUUGUUGUUUUAUUAUGGAUUGAAAAGGUAAUUUUGUAUGUAUCUGUUCAAAAUAGUUUAAUUGAUAAAGUAAACCAACAUGCUUAGCAUAUUGUUUCUCUGAAAGCUGCUGGUUAUCUUUUGUGGUGUGCAGUUCUUCAGAAAAUGUCUUAUAAAAGGGUCUUUCUUACAGUAGGAAAUCAGUUUGUUUUAAUGCUAUAACAGACCUUUUAGGUAUUGCUUUUUGUUACUUUCCCUGUGAAUAAGAUUUUUUGUUGUUUUUGUUUAUUGCUUUUUAAAAAAAAUCUGGGUAAUAUUUAAAGUGAGAUAAUCAAGUAUUGGUAAGUGUGCUUUACCACCUUCUUUGUGGGAAGAGUGGGAUUUUUAUUUUGCACUGCUGUAUCAUUCAAGUGUAAAAUGUUCAUCUGUUUGAAUACUUGUCUGAAACUUUUUUCUAAAUGUUUUACUCAAUAUUCAAUCUAUAUUUCAUGUGAAGAAUUUGUUACAGCCCCAUUGUCAACAUCAGGUUUUUUUUACAUUCACAUUCUUUCAUUUGUAAUGAGCUGUAAUCCAAGCAAAAUCCAGACUCUAAUAGCACAAAUAACUAUUGUAGCCUUAAACUGAAUUCUGGAAUGCAUUGCAUCUUUCUAAAAAUUUACUUUACAAAGUCCAAGGACAUAGCUGUAGUCCUGUACUUUUACAUUAAAUGACAGCCCAAUGUCGUGCAGCAAGUCAUUGAGAAGCUUUGGGUUCUGUUACAAAAUUUCAUUCCUAGAUCUGCUAUCAUAUUCUCUUAGUCUUGCUUGCCCUUGAAAUAAAUACUCAAAAGUGUUGAUGGUUGCUUCCAUUAUUAACAUUUUUUUAUUUCUUUUAGGUUUAAGUUUGGCACUUUACAGAAACAGCACAUUUUGGACCUGGCUCUCUAUAGGCAUGCAUUUAAAAAAAGUUGUUUUCCUUUUUUUGUCAUGGUAACUUGAUCCUUACUUAACUGUUCCAGAGCACUAUUGCUUUCUCCCAUUACUGCUGUACAAGACUGGUUUGCUUUAGUGGAACUCAUUAAGGUAGUUCUUAAAACAGCUGACUGUUCAUUUCAAAAAUGUUUUUUCCUCAUUGUUACAAGUGUUCCUAGAAAUUUAUAUGAUGUCCUUUAAAUUAGAAUUUGCUUUAAAUUGCUUGUUAUCUACUUACUACGACAGGAUUUCACUGAUGCUGAAAGCACUCCUGUGUCUCCAGACUGCAGGCAUUGGUUCUAGGAUAGCAUAAAUACCCUCUCUGAAGAAUAUACUUAUAUAUAUAUGUGCCAAAACCAGCUAAAAUAUUUUGAUUCCCCUUCAAACCUACAAAAUUUCACAGUAGUAAUUAAAAAUUCUUCAUUUUAACUACUUGUUUCUGGGUACUGUUUUUAUCAGUAUAUCAUUCUUAGAACUGGAAAUGUGUUCUUAAGUGAAGUCCCCAAGAAAGAGUUGAUAUUUCACCUAAUGGAGAGUCACAGCAGAGCUAUAUAUAAUGUCUAAAAAGCUGUGUUGUGUCAGGAAAAAUUAGGAAAGACUUGCAGUAGGAAAACAGGGAAGGAAAAGAAUUGCAAACACAUAGGUUACUUUGUGUGCUUUUGAAGGGUAGCAGUACAGAAGAAAUCAGAGGAAAAGAAUUUUUUUUAAAUGUUGCAGAUAAAAUGAAAGGUGAGUGAUUUGAUAUUGCUAUGGACUCUAAUGCAGUGGGUUCACUGGAUAAUACCUGAGUAGUGAUUGGGUGGGGAGCUUCAUCAUUCUGUUUAAUCCAGCUCCUGUUAUCUCUGCCCUGGUGGCUGAUGGAGGAUCACAGAGGCUGCCCCUGCUCUUAGGCACUGCAAGUUGAAUAUGUGGGGAGGAAAUUGGAGGUGCCUGUCUCCUUUUGCUGUAGGCACUGUUAUAGUGAGACUGCUGAAGAUGUCUUCUUUAAAGUUCAGGCUUCUAUGAGUGCAUUCUGCAGAGAUCAGCACUUGAUUUUGUCAGUUAUAGAGCUACCUGGUUAGGAGUUAAUUUGUGUGUCAGCUUUAUGCACGUAUGUGAGCUAUAUUUUGAAAUGAUAAUAUUUACAAUUAUUUUAAAGGAACAUUUGUUUCUUUGAUACUAACCCGUUAUUUAUCAAGAUCAUCCUUUGGAUGAAAUUGACUUUGCAUGUGAAGAGCCAUUCUCAUAUCUCUGAUUUUUCUGGCUAAAAUGUGGUUAAUUUCCUUCCAAGAAUUUUUGGCAUUUGAAUCUGUUUUGUGUACUCCAGAUGCAAUAUUCAUUGUUGCUUUUCAGUUAUUUGACAGGAAUGGCAAUGGAGAAGUAACAUUUGCAAAUGUCAAAGAGAUAUUUGAACAAACUCUUAUUCAUCUUCAAAUCCCGUUCAACUGGGACUGUGAGUUUAUUCGACUGCAUUUUGGACAUAACAGGAAGAAGCAUCUUAACUAUUCAGAGUUCACUCAGUUUCUGCAGGAGCUGCAGUCAGAACAUGCAAGACAAGCCUUUGCAUUGAAGGACAAAAACAAAAGUGGUCUGAUAACUGGGCUGGACUUCAAUGAGAUCAUGGUUACCAUUCGCUCCCAUAUGCUAACUCCAUUUGUGGAAGAAAAUUUAGUUUCAGUAGCUGGUGGAACUGUAUCACAUCAGGUCAGCUUCUCCUUUUUCAAUGCAUUUAAUGCCCUUUUGAAUAACAUGGAUCUUGUUAGGAAGAUAUACAGUAAUAUAGCAGGUACAAGAAGAGAUGUUGAAGUCACAAAAGAGGAAUUUACACACUCUGCAAUCCACUUUGGACAAAUUACACCACUGGAAAUAGAUAUUCUCUACCAACUUACAGACUUAUACAGUGUUACUGGGCGCUUAACUUUGGCAGAUAUUGAGAGAAUAGCACCACUGGCUGAAGGUGCAUUGCCUUAUAACCUGGCAGAGCUUCAGAGGCAGCAAUCUUUUGGAGAAUUAGGCAGACCUAUUUGGCUCCAGAUAGCUGAGUCAGCUUACAGGUUCACUUUAGGCUCAGUUGCUGGAGCUGUUGGUGCUACUGCAGUGUAUCCCAUAGACCUGGUGAAAACUCGUAUGCAGAACCAGCGCACCACAGGUUCAGUCGUAGGAGAGUUGAUGUAUAAAAACAGCUUUGACUGCUUUAAAAAGGUUUUGCGUUUUGAAGGCUUUUUUGGUCUUUACAGAGGCUUGUUACCACAGCUGAUAGGUGUUGCUCCAGAAAAGGCUAUUAAGCUAACUGUUAAUGACUUUGUCAGAGACAAAUUUACCAAGAAAGAUGGUUCCAUUCCAUUCCCUGCAGAAGUCCUUGCUGGAGGCUGUGCAGGAGGUUCCCAGGUCAUCUUCACUAAUCCUCUGGAGAUCGUAAAGAUUCGGUUGCAGGUAGCAGGAGAAAUCACUACAGGACCCAGAGUCAGUGCCCUCUCUGUUAUAAAAGAUUUAGGCUUUCUUGGUCUUUAUAAGGGUGCCAAAGCAUGUUUCCUCAGAGACAUUCCCUUUUCUGCAAUCUACUUUCCGGUUUAUGCUCAUAGUAAACUGAUGUUUGCUGAUGAAAGUGGCCAUGUGGGAGGGCUUAAUCUCCUUGCAGCUGGAGCCAUUGCAGGUGUGCCUGCUGCUUCUUUGGUAACCCCUGCUGAUGUCAUCAAGACAAGACUGCAAGUGGCAGCUCGAGCUGGUCAGACAACAUACAGUGGAGUUAUUGACUGCUUCAGAAAGAUUCUAAGGGAAGAAGGCCCCUCAGCUUUGUGGAAGGGAGCUGGAGCUCGUGUGUUCAGAUCUUCACCCCAGUUUGGUGUUACUUUGGUCACUUACGAGCUUCUGCAGAGAUGGUUGUAUGUUGAUUUUGGAGGCCUCAAACCCGCUGGAUCAGAAUCUACCCCAAAAACACGAAUUUCAGAUCUUCCUCCUGUUAACCCUGCACAUAUAGGAGGAUACAGACUUGCUACAGCUACGUUUGCUGGUAUAGAAAAUAAAUUUGGUUUGUAUCUUCCAAAGUUUCGACCUUCUGCCACCACCUCAGCUCAAGCACACAGUAGUAGCUGAGUCCUGAAAAGAGGUUUCAAAUGAACAAAGUGAUGCAGUGGAAAGAGUUCACAAGAGUACUGCUGUAUUAUUUUCCAGUCAGCUGCAUGUGUUCUAGCUGAACUGAGCUUGCAAAUAUAAUUGCUCCUUUCAAAUAUUCAUACAUACCUGCAUUUAUUUAUUUGCACACAAGGAACUGAUUGAAGCUGUGGUUCUCUGCCUUGUUCUAACCAGUGGCAUGAAACUGUAGCCUAGACUUUGCCUUGCACAGCUUGCAUUUAAUGUUACUGUACAUAUUGUACAUCUUUGUACAGAGACAUCAGGGCAUCUAUACACGUACAUUUAUAUAAUGGGUAUUGCAGUUUAAAAUAGUUUGAAAUGUACAGAUGUUUUGAAGGUGUUUUGUUAACAUCGUGACAAUAAAAUGUUUAAAAAUG
Messenger RNA from Passer domesticus (house sparrow), 5560 nucleotides. It is a transcript of the gene SLC25A12, whose product is annotated as solute carrier family 25 member 12. Gene Ontology annotation, molecular function: L-aspartate transmembrane transporter activity; L-glutamate transmembrane transporter activity; calcium ion binding. NCBI's taxonomy places the organism in Eukaryota, Metazoa, Chordata, Aves, Passeriformes, Passeridae. The record is from RefSeq and is a predicted model, not a curated record. The transcript is spliced from 16 exons. Gene Ontology annotation, biological process: malate-aspartate shuttle; L-glutamate transmembrane transport; aspartate transmembrane transport. Bases 3321 to 5144 code for a protein of 607 amino acids.